GAAAUGUGGAUGGCCCCGAAGGACAAUGACCUCAUUGUAGUUGGCAAGGUCUUGGCGGAUGUGUGUGUGAUCUCUGGCGAGCAAGAUGCUGUGUCGGACCUGAAGGACAAGCGGGCAGCGUUGUUGAAGGACAUUGAGGUUGCAUCGCUUCUCGAGCAGAUCUAUGAUCUCAAGCAGUCGCUGAAAGAAGCUGAGGCGAACCUGAAGAUCUUGGAGUCAUCCGGCCAGGAGGAGAAGGGUGAGGCGACUGAGCCAAAGGCGAAGAAGUUCAAGGGAGAAGAGAUUUUCGAAACGCCUGAGAAGCCGAGCAAGGAAAAGCAGCUGGAGAACAAGGAGGUCAAGGAGGCAAAGGAGGCGAUGAAGCCUUUGAUGGAUGCCGCCAGUGGCCAGCUGGAGGACAAGUUCGAGGAGGCGAUGAAGCCUUGA
This is a messenger RNA of Cladocopium goreaui, 426 nucleotides long. The record is from the annotation of a GenBank genome assembly. NCBI's taxonomy places the organism in Eukaryota, Dinophyceae, Suessiales, Symbiodiniaceae.